This is a messenger RNA of Papaver somniferum (opium poppy), 1497 nucleotides long. Its product is annotated as pentatricopeptide repeat-containing protein At1g08070, chloroplastic-like. The record is from RefSeq and is a predicted model, not a curated record. Gene Ontology annotation, molecular function: protein binding. The transcript has a single exon. Lineage: Eukaryota; Viridiplantae; Streptophyta; Magnoliopsida; Ranunculales; Papaveraceae. Bases 1 to 1497 code for a protein of 498 amino acids.
AUGGAUCUACCAAUGAAGAUAUUCACUCAUUCUUCAAAUCGUAAUCAGUUUGCUUGGAAUACCAUCAUUAGAGGCUUUUCAAUUAGUCAAAACCCAGAAAAAGCUCUUCACAUAUUUAUCAAAAUGCUUAGAAAAACUAUUGAGCCUGAAAGCUUUACAUAUGCUUUUGUACUUAAAGCGUGUGCGAAGAUGAAUGCGUUUCAGACAGGAAAAUCUGUUCAUGUUAUAGUAUUAAAGAAUGGGUAUGGAAAUCAUUUGUUUGUUGCUAAUACUAUGAUUCAUUUUUACGCUUCGUGUGCAAAUUUGGGUUCUGCAAGGAAGUUGUUUGAUGAAUUGUAUCAACCAAAUGCUGUGACGUGGAAUGCUUUGAUCUCGGGUUAUGUACAGAAUGGCUUCGCUGAUGAGGGACUGAGGGUGUUCCAUUUGAUGCGUUCUGAGGGUAUUAGACCCGAUGAUGUGACUGUUGUUGGUGUGAUUUUGGCAUGCGCUCAAAAGAAGGAGCUCGAGCUAGGAAGAUGGCUUCAUGGUUAUGUUGAUGAUAAUAUAGCUGAGUUUGAGAUGAAUUUGAAUGUUUGGACGGCAUUUAUAGAUCUGUAUGGAAAAUGCGGGCAGAUGGAUUUAGCAAGACAGGUUUUUAAUCAUUUGAGAAGAAGAGAUGUUGGGGUUUGGAAUGCACUUAUAGGAGUUUAUGUGUCAAAUGGGUGCUAUAGAGAAGCCUUGGACUUGUUCCAAGACUUGGAAAUGGAUGGGUUCGAUCCGGAUGAAACAACACUGAUUAGCACGUUAACUGCUUGCCGGCAUAUCGGAGAUCUGAAUGUUGGAAAGAAGAUUCAUAAAUGCAUAGAAGAGAAGUGCAGUACGUUUAAUUCAAUAUUGGGGACUGCCUUGGUUGAUAUGUAUUCAAAAUGUGGGUGCAUCAGUGAGGCACGUAAAGUUUUUAAUAAUACACCUAAACGGGAUCUAAUGACCUGGACAUCCAUGAUUUGUGGUCUUGCAGUUCAUGGGUAUGCACAAGAUGCACUUGAUCUAUACGAAGAAAUGUUAGGUACUGGUUUGAGGCCAGAUGGUGUCACACUUGUGGGUGUUUUAUGUGCUUGUAGCCAUGCUGGAUUAAUUGACCAAGGGCUGCAUUACUUUCAGUCCUCGAUGAAUACCUAUAAGAUUUCUCCUACUGCUGAGCAUUAUGGAUGCAUCAUAGACCUCCUUAGCAGGUCAGGACGCCUAAGCGAAGCAUAUGAAAUCAUCUGCUCUAUGAAGAGUCAACCAAAUCCAAUUAUUUGGAGGGCACUCUUAAGUGCUUGUAGAGUGCAUUCUAAUGUUGAAUUGGCUGAGGCUGCGAUUGAAAAAUUGUUCAAGCUAGAGUCUGAUCAAUCUGCAGAUUAUAUUCUCUUGUCCAAUAUUUAUGCUUCUAAUGGACGGUGGGAAGAUGUGGAGACGAUAAGAAGGAAGAUGCGGGGAGUUGCGCCGAGGAAGAUACCAGGGUUAAGUUUUGUCUAA